UACAGAAUAAGAAGAAACAUUAAUGGAGUGCAGUGUGUGUGGGGAUGUGAGUUUUCAGAUCUAUCUAUUCCGAUGCACAAAAUGUUCAAUUCGUUUCCAGCAUCAAUAUUGCAGCAGAGCAUAUUUUAAGAAUGAAUCAGUUGAGAGUAUCAGUGAAGUAUGUGAUUGGUGUUUCAGUAUUCCAGAGGAUUCUGUUAAAAUAAUGAGAAGUUCUGCUGGGUUUCGGGAGUGCACAAAUAUGACCCGCAAUAGAAAAUGCAGGAGAAUUAUGAGAAAACCAUGCGUUGGAAUUGAUAGACGGCUAUCCAAAUUGCUGAAGAGAAUGGAAAAGACUGAAUUAAGAGAUAGUAUGGAAAGGAAAAAUAAGAAGAGAUAUAAGCUUCUUGAUGAAAUUCUCUGUUGAUUGUAAUGUUUCUCAAUGUACGGAAACUAAAUCUAGGUGGGAUAACGUAAAAAUCCUCUGGGAGUGACUAUUUUCUUUGUGAAUACAUCAAACCUACUUUAAAAUUAUCUCUCCAUUCUGAGUUGUGAUGAUGCUGUAAAAGGGUUCAAGUGUGAAGUUUAAAAAUUUACAUAAAAUCAAUCAAUCAUGAAUGGCAAGAGGAUGGAAGACCAAAUUCAUUGUUAGCGAUUCAUUUUUCAUUAGCAUUUGGCUUUUAGUAAAUUAUGAUGUUUUUACAUAUAACACAUGACAUUGUGACAAAA
Messenger RNA from Cryptomeria japonica (Japanese cedar), 705 nucleotides. RefSeq lists its product as uncharacterized. NCBI's taxonomy places the organism in Eukaryota, Viridiplantae, Streptophyta, Pinopsida, Cupressales, Cupressaceae. The record is from RefSeq and is a predicted model, not a curated record. Bases 23 to 403 code for a protein of 126 amino acids. The transcript has 2 exons.